AAUAUCAACAUCCUGUUUAUAGACUCUGUCUCACAUAGUCACUUUCUACGCUCGAUGCCUCAAACUCUGCAAACACUUCGUGGAUUUCGGGAAACGACUGUUUUUAAUUUUGAAUUGUUUCAGUCACUGAAAGGUAGAACGUAUGAGACACUACAGGCGCUAUUUUCUGGAGAGUUGUAUGAUGUAGAAAAACCCUUUGGCACUCAGGACAUGCCCCCGACUCCUGUUAAACUGAAUAGGAUUUUAUCUGGUUUCAGGAAGCAAAGAUAUGAAACUAUGUACACCGAAGAUCUUUGCUGGAUGUGGGAAUGGGGACUUGUAAAAAAUCUGCUAGCAUAUAUGCCAGGUUAUGACAUUAAAAGCAGAUGGGAACUCCUGAAAGUGGCGUUGGAAAAAGCUGGAAUUGAUCGUGUAGAUAUGACUCUGGCAAGUUGUGAGAUUUUGCAUGAUAAUCAUCACCGUGACCCGUUCCACGGACCACCUGCAUUAUGUUACAAUGGGCAAUAUCAGCAUCAUUAUAUAUUAGAGUAUCUUAGGAAACGGCAGGUGUUGUUGGAGGUGAAUCGUAAGCCGUUCUUUCAUCAUACGCUUUUGAAUGUUGCUCACGAUGAUCAUGGCCGCCGCAUUCAAACAUUGGACGAAGAUCUAGCAAACUAUGUUAAAACCAUCUCAGAAUUACACAACACUUUUACUAUUAUUCUAUCUGAUCAUGGAAAUACAUACGGCGAGUUCAUCAAGAGAAGUGAAGAAGCUAGGGUAGAGAUGUUCCAUCCGGUCUUGUUUAUGGUCGUUCCACCAGGCGUUGCCAAAACUCUGGGAGAAAAGCGUAUGAAUGCAUUGAAGGUGAACCAACAGCGCCUGGUCAGUAUUCUGGACAUCCAUUAUGCUCUGAGAGUUUUAAGCGAAGGAAAAGUAGAAAAAUUGGACGCAAAACAUAAAAAAUAUUCAAUUAAACCUGAUGGAAUCUUUUCUGAGAUAGCAUUAAACAGAUCGUGUAGUAAAAUUCCUAGAAUUGAACCAAAUGUUUGCAUUUGUCAGGAUUUUGAAGUUGCAGCAGCAAAUGACGCAACGUACGCACUGAUGGCGGAAUUCGCUCUUGGUUCCAUCAACAACGCAAUACAGCAGCAAUUUCGCAAAUCAAAUCCAGAUGCAAUGAGAGGCUUUGGUUCCUGUCAACGACUAGUGGCUCAUCGUUUUGGAAACAUCAAACAAAGACAAAAUAAG
This is a messenger RNA of Anneissia japonica, 1224 nucleotides long. RefSeq lists its product as uncharacterized. The annotation marks the transcript as partial. The transcript has a single exon. The record is from RefSeq and is a predicted model, not a curated record. Lineage: Eukaryota; Metazoa; Echinodermata; Crinoidea; Comatulida; Comatulidae.